AUGGAGAUAUGCUCUGUUCUAUUUCAGUUGUUUAUGUUCUCAUUUUAGGGAAAGUCACGGAAUUUCACAGGUAUUUGCCCUUCAACAUGGAAUCCCUUAGUUUAUCUGGAUUACAAUAACUUUUGGAGAACCAUGGACAAGAUGGGAAAAGAGAUUCCUGUUGAAGCACCAUGGGAUGCUCCACAUGCUGAAGAAUGGGACAAAAUGACCAUGAAAGAGCUGAUAAAUAAGAUUUGCUGGACCAAAGCUGUUAAAGAUUUUGCCACUCUCUUUGUGAACGUCAACGUCACGUCUGAGCCUCAUGAAGUCUCUGCUCUCUGGUUCCUGUGGUAUGUGAGGCAGUGUGGGGGCACAUCCAGGAUUUUCUCCAUCACCAAUGGGGGUCAGGAGAGGAAGUUUAAAGGGGGUUCUGGUCAGAUAUCGGAGAAAAUAAUGGAACGCCUCAAAGGCAAAGUUAAACUGGAGAGACCUGUGAUCAGUAUCGAUCAGACAGGUGAUAAUGUCAUUGUGGAGACUCUAAACCAUGAGAUAUAUGAGGGCAAGUAUGUGAUCAGUGCCAUCCCUCCCAUCCUGACAACGAAGAUUCAUUACAAACCAGAGCUGCCACCAAAGAGAAACCAGUUAAUUCAGCGUAUGCCCAUGGGGAGUGUCAUCAAAUGCAUGAUGUACUACAGAGAAGCCUUCUGGGCAAGGAAAGGUUAUUGUGGUUCCUUUAUCAUUGAGGAUGAAGAAUCUCCAAUUGGAAUAACCAUAGAUGACACAAAACCUGAUGGUUCCUUCCCUGCCAUUAUGGGUUUCAUCCUUACCAGAAAGGCUGUUAAACUGGCCCAUCUCAGUAAGGAAGAGAGGAAGAAGAAGAUCUGUGAGGCAUAUGCCAAAGCAUUGGGGAUGAAAGAGGCUUUACAACCUGUGCAUUAUGAAGAAAAGAACUGGAGCACAGAGCAAUAUUCAGGGGGUUGUUACACAGCCUACUUCCCACCAGGCAUAAUGUAUUCCUAUGGAAGGAUCAUUCGCCAGCCUGUUGACAGAAUCUACUUUGCUGGCACGGAGACAGCUACCCAGUGGAGUGGAUACAUGGAGGGGGCUGUGCAGGCAGGAGAGAGAGCAGCCAGAGAGAUAUUGCACAGGAUGGGGAAGAUCUCAGAGAAUGAAAUUUGGAUGCCAGAGCCAGAGUCGAAGGAUGUCCCAGCCCAACCAUUCCCCACCACCUUCUGGGAGAGGAACCUGCCCUCUGCACCAGGACUGCUGUGCCUGCUUAGCUGUACCAUGUGUCUCACCUCUGUGGCUGCUGUGGGGCUGUUUGCCUGCAAAAAGGGACUGCUAGUUCGAAACUAG
Messenger RNA from Acanthisitta chloris (rifleman), 1335 nucleotides. Its product is annotated as amine oxidase [flavin-containing] A-like. Lineage: Eukaryota; Metazoa; Chordata; Aves; Passeriformes; Acanthisittidae. Gene Ontology annotation, molecular function: oxidoreductase activity. The transcript is spliced from 12 exons. The record is from RefSeq and is a predicted model, not a curated record.